AAGAGUCCUCGUAGUCAUUACCAAAAUAGAGAGACGUGUCAGCAAAGCAAAAGAAGAAGUUCCAAAUCCGUUUGUCUUCUUCUUCGCCAAUCGCCGCCCCCAGCCGGACCGGCAGCAACCGCGUCGAUGACUCAGUGAGCGCGUUAGGGUUUAGAAAUCGGAUUCGCGCGUUUCUGAGAUUAGAGAUGUCUCUGAGAAUCAAAAUUGUAGUGGACAAGUUCGUUCAGGAGCUCAAAGAAGCUUUGGAUGCCGAUAUCCAAGACAGAAUCAUGAAGGAGAGAGAGAUGCAGAGCUACAUCGAAGAGCGCGAACGCGAAGUCGCCGAGCGAGAAGCUGCUUGGAAAGCUGAGCUCUCUCGCCGCGAGGCAGAGAUUGCCAGGCAAGAAGCAAGGCUGAAAAUAGAGAAGGAAAACCUUGAGAAAGAGAAAAGCGUUCUAAUGGGAACUGCAUCAAAUCAAGAUAACCAAGAUGGAGCUCUUGAAAUCACCGUAAGCGGUGAAAAAUACCGGUGUCUCAGGUUUGCGAAGGCAAAGAAAUGAGCCAUUAGAAAAAGGAAUGCUGAAGAAAGAAGCCUUGAUUAUGUUAGAUGUUCUACUUGCUUGGCCAUUUUUUGCAAAUUUCAUUCGUUGUACGGAUGCUCUAAUUCUGUAUAUCCUUGCAUCUUAUUGCAACAAAUGCCCCAAGUCUUGUCAUUUCAUAUCAUUCAAUACAA
Prunus avium (sweet cherry) is the source of this 712-nucleotide messenger RNA. RefSeq names its product beta-mannosyltransferase-like protein. NCBI's taxonomy places the organism in Eukaryota, Viridiplantae, Streptophyta, Magnoliopsida, Rosales, Rosaceae. The record is from RefSeq and is a predicted model, not a curated record.